Molecule: messenger RNA, 4731 nt
Organism: Phalacrocorax carbo (great cormorant)
Lineage: Eukaryota; Metazoa; Chordata; Aves; Suliformes; Phalacrocoracidae
Source: RefSeq, a predicted model, not a curated record
CCACCCCCUCUGAUGGUGACUGAUUUUGCACCUCACCCCCUCUACCAAAGCCCGCCUGAGGCCGCCCGUCAGCGCCUGGAUUUCUGGGUGCUGCGCCCCCGCCGCCGGCCCUGAGGCGCUGAGGCGGCGGGGCGGGCGCGGAGCCCGGCCCCGGGGCGGACCGCUACCCGCCCACACCCCGGCCGGCGGCGGCGGCGGCGGCGGCGGCGGCGGGGUCAGGGCGCCGGCGGGCCUCGCCUCCCGCCCGCCCCCGCCAUCUUAAGCCGCUGCGUGGGGGGCGGGGGCGGGCCGGGAGGAGGAGGGCGGCGGGGCGCGACGCCCCCUUGAGGGGAUGGCGGCGGGGGAGGGCAUGGCCGCUUGGACGUGGCUGUGGCGGGCCCCCACCGCCACCGAGCUGCUGCUGGCGGCCCUGUGCUGGCUGGGCUGCUACUGGCUGCUGCGGCGGCCGCGGGCCCCGCCGGGGCUGCCGCCCGGCCCGGCGCCCUGGCCGCUGGUGGGCAACUUCGCCUUCGCCCUGCUGCCGCCGCCGCUGCUGCGGAGGUGGGCGGUGGAGGUGCGGGGCGGCGGCCGGGGCUCCCCCGCCUUCUCGCCCCACGUCUUCCUCACCGGCCUCACCGAGAUGUACGGCGGCGUCUUCCGGCUCUUCGUGGGCAGCCGCCCCUUCAUCGUCCUCAACACCUUCGGGGCGGUGCGGGAGGCGCUGGUGCAGAAGGCGGAGGUGUUCAGCGACCGGCCUUCCGUCCCCAUCGUCCUCAUGAUCACCCACAAGAAGGGUGUUAUUUUUGCACCUUACGGCCCUGUCUGGAAGCAACAGAGGAAAUUCUCUCUCUCAACGCUGCGUCAUUUUGGAGUAGGAAGACACAGCUUAGAGCCUAAAAUCAUUGAGGAGCUGAAGUUUAUAAAGGAGGAAAUGCUGAAGCAUGGGAAGGAUCCAUUUAAUCCCUUUCCAAUCAUUCGCAACGCAGUGUCCAAUGUUAUCUGUUCCAUGGCCUUUGGCAGGCGUUUUAACUAUGAAGAUGUUGAGUUCAAGACGAUGCUGAAGAACAUGUCCCGUGCACUAGAGCUGAGUGUGAACAGCUAUAUGAUCCUGGUCAAUAUCUGCCCUUGGCUGUACUACCUUCCCUUUGGGCCUUUCUGGGAGCUUAGGAAAACAGAAUUAGAUAUUACUGCUUUUCUAAAGAAAAUAAUUGCACAGCACAGGGAUACACUGGAUGCAGCAAAUCCCAGGGACUUCAUUGAUAUGUACUUCAUCCAUGCGGAAGAAGAAAAGAACAACAAGGAGAGCAGUUUUAAUGAAGACUACUUAUUUUUUAUCAUUGGUGACCUCUUCAUUGCAGGCACAGACACUACUUCCAACACACUACUGUGGUGCCUGCUCUACAUGUCUCUCUACCCAGAAGUACAAGAGAAGGUUCAUGCAGAAAUUGAAGCAGUUCUAGGAUGUGACAAAGUUCCCUCUCUUAUCCACAAGGCUCAAAUGCCCUUUACAGAGGCAACCAUUAUGGAAGUGCAGAGGAUGACCACGGUUGUUCCCCUUUCUAUUCCUCGAAUGGCCUCAGAAACUGCUGUGCUGCAGGGAUAUACUAUUCCGAAGGGCAGCGUGAUUGUGCCCAACUUGUGGUCGGUACACAGAGAUCCUAACAUUUGGGAGAAGCCAGAUGAAUUUCAACCAUCAAGAUUUCUGGAUGAAAAUGGCCAGAUAAUUAAGAAAGAGGCAUUCAUUCCUUUCGGAAUGGGUAAACGUGUGUGCAUGGGAGAGCAGUUGGCAAAAAUGGAGCUGUUCUUAAUUUUUACAAGUCUAAUGCAAGGUUUUACCUUUGUGUAUCCUGAAAAUGCUGCAAAACCAUCUAUGGAAGGAAGGUUUGGUCUAACUUUAGCUCCAUGUCCAUUCAAUAUAAUAGCUUUGAAGAAAUGACAUAAUAUUGAAAAAGAUUAAACAAAGAAAUACUGCACUUUUAAAAUCCAGCUUUAUUUUGUUUCCAGCUUAUUUUGUUACUUUCUGUCCAGAAAAACACCAACUCCAUAGGCUUUCAGAGUCAGUGAGAAUGAUCCAUUAACACUUCUGGAAAGAGAAGAUUGUUGUGUGGUUUUUUUUUUUGUCACCUGUUGCAUUCCACAAAUGAACUGACAGCAUAGUUUGCAAUUUGUUAUUAAAACUUGCUGGGUUUAACCGCUCCGUCUAUAAGCUAUUACUGUCAGUUUGUCAAAUACUAAUUAUGGGAGAAUGGUCCAAAACAUCUGUUAAUGCUUUAGCAAACAGUAAUUGUAAUUUUGGUAGAAGCAGUACGUAAGCAUUUAAUUUACCAAAUGAGUGAAGGACAUCAUCUAAUACCAAAAGGAUUAAUGAAUGAGAGGGUAGUAACAUUUUCUGUGUAAAGAAGCAUUUUAACUGAGCUUAAAUAAUGACAACUACUUUUUGGAAAUGACUGACUUUGGAGGUUUCUUUCUUGCAAGUAACUCAGGUGUAGAUUGGAUUGAAUCAGUCUGGAUUCCUGGAUCCCGACAUUCUUGACUGUCAGGGCUCGCUAUAAACAAGCAGGUGCCAACUCUGAAAACACAGACUUGGAGGCCAAACGAAUCCUUCAAUGUACCAUGUUCAGAACAUGAAAGGAGUGUGCAGCAUCUGGAUGCAGAUGUUUUAUCUCAGAACAUAAACGAGAGGCAGAUUUCUCUAACAAGAAACAGAAGUCUGUUCUUUCUGGUGCCAAGCAGAUAUUCAAGACGUUUGUGCUGCCGCUUUGCAUUCGCUGUUUUCCCCACAUCAGCAGUGGCUGCAGUCUGGACGAGACCAACAGCCUGCUCAUCAGGGAGAACUCUAUGCAUAAUCCUGAAGUUGGGGCUUGCACUCAGGUUGUUAAUUUCCAGGCAGUGUGGACAGUACUGCCACAACACGUUUGGCUUUGGGAACUGGAGUCUUUCUUCAAAUAUGGCAUCAGUACAGCACUACAGAUGUAGAUCUUACACGUUUAAGCAUGGAACAUGAGGAAUCUGACAAACUUGAUGUUUGAGCGUAAAGGCUUUCUCUUUGUUGUCUUCCAUAUGAAGUAAAAGAUCUGUAGUUCGUUCAAUAUUAGUGUAUCAGUACCUUACUCUUUUCACAUGCAAAAUUUUAGUGGUGUUUACCACUAUCAAACCAAUUGCCAAGGAAACCUGUUGUUAGGUGUUUCAGAAGGGGCAGUCAAUCUUGCCUUUUGAAAAAGAUCUCAAACAUCGAAAGCAACCUUUUGGGGGACAUGUAACAAUUAACCUUUAAAUACUUGUUUUUAAUCAUCCUUAAAUCUCUUUAUACACCUUUUGAUCUAGCAGGAUUUUGUAUCAGAUGAAAUAAGUACAUAUAUGGUCUUAAGGAAAUACAUUUCUCCUGCCCUGCUCCCCACUGGAGAUGUAGAAAAUACUAGCAGUCCUCCUCAUGUCAGGUUUACAAGACUGGACUGUAAAGUGGAAUUGGGUAUUCCAUAGGAGAAGUUAAACCUAAAUUGUAAAAGAAGAGUCAGCUCUUCAGCUUUAAAUUAACCUCUGUUUUUGCCACUAUUUAACUUGAAGUUUUAAAAGCCAGGUAGUGCCUAGCAAAGACUGUAACAUAGUUAUUUUGGAUUUAAAUUAAGGUUUUCUGUUAGCUGUUUUGAAUAAUAGAGGGGCUUAAUUUCCGAAUGAUGUAUUUGGUUGGUCAGGUACCCCACUGUUUGUAUGAAAACUUCCAGUUCUCCUAUUGGUUAACUUUUGACUUUAGAGGUUAGCCCAUGCUCGUGUUAAGAUUUUUUUCUUUGUAUGAAAUUUUUGAAAACCACAUAGCAAAACAAAAAGUUGAGUUGGUACCAAUGCUAGUAAACUUGCACUAAAAGCUGACAGUAUUGGUGUAAUAAUAAGCACUUGUUUCUUUAACUUUAUAUUUUCCAGUGAAUAAAUAGAUUCUGUGUAGUUGGGAUUUGUGUCUGGAAAUCCUUAAAAUGGUAUAUGCUUAAUUGCAAAGCUAAAAUUAAGUGCUGAUAAUAUUUAUCUUUCUUUCUGUUGAAAUGCCUCUAAGCAACAUGAUGAUGUUGGUGUGCGGCUGACUGCUUAUAUAAAAUACGUGUCCUUUUAAUUGAUGAGGACACAAUUGAAAAGCGCUUUAGGGUUGUUUUUUUUAAACAGAUUCCAAAGAAGACACAGUUCACGUAAUCCCCUAGUAUGUGGAAUUGUACGUAUUUGUCCUUGUUUUCCCUGCUGGGUUUAGUUUAAAAUGUCACCUUUGAAAACUAUCCUUUGAAAAUUAUCCAUCUACAAAUAGUACUUUGAGAUGCGGUUUUUGAUGAUACCUAUAAUCAAGUGCUGCCCAGUGUGACAAGCUAAAAAUACUGAUGUGAAGUUGCAACCAUGUCAGUGUCUGCCAGAAUGCAGGAUGCUGUUGGAAAUACAUGCCUUUCAUGCCUUCCAGGUGCACUGCAAUUUUCACAGGAUACCAUGAAAGUAGCUAAACUAUAGAUAGAAGCAAUGAAACGUUUGUUGUUUUAAAAGUGUGUUGCCAUCGUUGGUAAACUGUAAGUAAAGCAGCAGCAGAUAUGUUUUGUGUUUGUAAAUGUGUCCUUCCCCUCCUCUUUUUUAGCAGAGGAAACACCUCAAAUGCCUUACUGAAAAAUGUAUGUUUAUGUAAGUGGAUGGCUAUUUCUGAAUGCUGAAAGCGUCUUUAUUUCUAAAAAAGACUUUGCUUCAGUGUAAUUUUAUUUUUAAUAAAGAAAUGCCCAAGUAAGCGUU